Messenger RNA from Myxocyprinus asiaticus (Chinese sucker), 6865 nucleotides. RefSeq lists its product as uncharacterized. Bases 1 to 1266 code for a protein of 421 amino acids. NCBI's taxonomy places the organism in Eukaryota, Metazoa, Chordata, Actinopteri, Cypriniformes, Catostomidae. The record is from RefSeq and is a predicted model, not a curated record. Gene Ontology annotation, molecular function: zinc ion binding; nucleic acid binding. The transcript is spliced from 2 exons.
AUGGACGGAUUUUUGGUUAACAAUUCGGAAAUGGCUGGAGAGACACGGAGAAACAACGACAAUGGACUGGAAUACCGACAACGAGCUGGAAACCGAAAGGAUGGAGAAGCGAGGAAAAGUUUUGAGACAAGGAAGUACCUGAAAGAGGCGACUUUGAUUGUGAAUGUGGAUGGAGCGAACGAUGCUAAAGCAGAGGAUAUUAUUAAGGCAGUAACGGAGCGAAUUGGAGGAGGAACAAUUUUGGCGGUGAGACCGAGACAAGGAAAAGAGUAUGAACUGACACUGGAGAUGGAAGAAAUGUGCGACAAACUGAUAGAUGGACUGACAGUAAAAGGAGCUAACUGUGAGGUAAAAAAACUGCAGAACAGGGACUAUGUUGUUUCUUUCAUGCAUUUGCCCGUUUAUUUGGAAGAUGAAGGGAUCAUAGAAAAAUUGAAGGGAUGGGGGGUUUUCCCCAUAUCAAAAAUUAAAAGGAGACUAUAUCCGGGCACUAACAUUGAGGAUGGCACAAGGUUUGUCAAAGUGAGGUUCCCUAGAGAAGUGGUUUCCCUACCGUACAGCACGAAACUGGACACAGCAGAAGGGCCGCAAUAUUUCCGGGUGAUGCACAGUCACCAGGUGAAAACAUGUCGGUUGUGCAUGAGCCCGGAACAUCUGGUGAAAGAUUGCCCUGAUUUUAAGUGCUAUAAGUGCGAGGAGAGGGGACACUUCGCACGGGACUGUAAUGCCGUUAAGUGCCCGGAAUGCCAAGAGUUUUUAAAUAAAUGCGUGUGUUGGAUGGAAGAGGAGGAAGGAUGGGGAGGAGAACAGGUGAACGGGCAAAUGCAUGAAAGCAACAACGAGGAGGAAAGAAACAACGAAGAGGAGCAAGAAGCAGAGAAACCACAACAAAAGGAAACAGAAGAGGAAACAAACAAUGGAGAGGAGAGAGAAGACGGUAAAGAGAAAGAAAGCGAUGAAGAACAAACACAAGGAGGAGAUUCAGAGUGGACACUAAUGGAAAUAUCUUCAAGAUCUAAAACUUUUCUGGACGAGAUGGACAAAGAGGGACAAAGAGAAAAGGAACAAAGCAAAGAAACGGACAGUGAAGGAGAGAAUACGACAGAGGAGAUGGAGAAGGACAGAGCGGGGAGAGGAUUAAUAAGAAGAAGAUCGUUGAAGGUAACGCCAAAUGUGAAAACUGCAAGGAAAAAAGUGCUGAAAACAGGACUAGUGAAAUGUUUAAAUAGGUAUGAAGCGUUAAAGGAUUUGGAGGAGGAAGGCUGAGAUGAUGGGUUUUAGGUAUUUAUUACUUUUCUCUUUAAUGGUUUUAAGUUGUGUGACUUUUAAUGCGAGAGGACUUUUGGACUUGAAAAAAUUUGAAAAAGUCAAAGAAAAAUGUAAAAGAGAAGACAUUAUUGUGCUACAAGAAACAAAUUGGAGAGAAAAUGUGAUGAAUGAUUAUAAAAAGAGAUGGGAAGGAGGAAUUUUAUACAAUAAUGGAGACGGGAGGUUUGGGAGAGGUGUGGCUUUUUUAAUGAAGGAUGAUGUUUUUAAAGUGAGUAAAAUUGUAUACAAAGAUAAGAUGGGGAAAUGUAUGGUGGUUGAGACAAAAUAUGAAGGAAGAGAAUUGAUUUUAGUAAAUGUACAUGCACCAACGGAGGAGAAGGAAAAGAAAGAGUUUUUUAAUGUUUUAAGAAGUAUUAUAAAGAAGUACAAGGAAAUAAUAAUGAUGGGGGAUUUUAACACUGUUUUUAGUAAACAGGAUAUGGCAGAUGGUAUGGUUUUUAAAAGUGACAUGGGAAGGAAGGAGUUAAAAGCACUAAUGGAGGAGAAUAAUUUGAUAGAUGUGUGGAGGGAAAGGAAUGAAAAGAAAAGGGAAUUUUCUAGAAGACAAAUUGUAGGUAACUUUAUGUGUCAAACAAGAAUAGAUAUGGUUUUAUGUACAAGAAAUAUAGAAGGGUUUAUAGAGAAAUUAAGGUAUGAAGAAACAAGUUUGAGUGACCACAAGCCAUUUUUCAUACAGUUGGAUUGGGAUACAGGAAAAAGAGGGCCAGGUGUAUGGGUUUUAAAUUCAGACAUUUUAAAAGAUGAAGGUUAUGUUUUAACAAUAAAAGAGAUGAUUGAAACCGAAAAAGAAAACAGAAUGUAUGUAGAGGACAAAAGAAUUUGGUGGGAGAAUGUCAAAUUUUUAGUGAAAAAAUUCACUAUCAGGUAUUGUGUGUUAAAACAGAAAUGUAAAAGGAAUAAAGAAAAAAAGAUAAGAGAAAUAUUGGAGAAGCAAAUAGAUGAUGAACUACAAGAUGUACAAAAAAUAAAAGAAAUACAGGAAGAACUGAAAGAGAUGGAAGAAAAUAAAUAUAAAGGGGCGAUGUUGAGGAGUAAAGCAAAAUAUUUGGUUGAAGGGGAAAAAUGCACAAAGUUUUUCUUUGAUUUGGAAAGAAAAAAAGGAAGAGCCGAAAUGAUAAAAGGCAUAAAAAAGGGAAAUGGUGAAAUAGUAGAAAAAAGUGGGGAAAUUUUAAAAGAAGUAAAAGAAUAUUUUGAAAAGCUUUUUAGUGCAGAAGGGGUAAUGGAGAGAGAAAAAAUGGAACUAAUAGGAUUAAUUAAAAAAAAAGUGGGCAAAGAAGAGAAGGAAGAGUGUGAUCAAAGCAUAAGUAAAGACGAGAUAGAAAGAGCAAUAAAUGAAUUGAACAAAAGGAAAAGUCCAGGCAUUGAUGGUUUGGGUAGUGAGUUUUAUGUAACUUUUAAAAGCAUCUUAAUAAAUGAUUUAAGGGAUGUUUAUGAGGAGAUUUUUAAAAAAGGAGAAAUGAUGUUAAGAAUGGGUAUGGGAUUGAUGAAGCUAAUAUAUAAGAAGAAGGGAGAAAAAACAGAACUAAAAAACUAUAGGCCUAUCACAAUGCUAAAUACCGACUUAAAGAUUUUAGCAAAAAUUUUAGCAAAUAGAUUAAAAGAGAUAAUGCCAAAGAUAAUCACAACAAACCAGGUAUAUGGAGUAAAAGGGAAAGACAUCGCGGAUACAACAAUGAGUAUAAAAGACACGAUAAGGUACAUGAGAGAAAAAAAGAAAGAAGGGUACAUAAUUAGCUUAGAUUUCGAAAAAGCAUUUGACAGGGUGGAACAUGAGUAUCUUUUUGAUAUUUUAAGAAGUUUUGGGUUUGGGAAGAAUUUUAUUAAAUGGAUUCAUAUUUUAUAUAAGGGAGCGUUGACAAGAAUAAAAUGUAAUGGCUUUUUAACAAAAUGUUUUAGAAUAACACGAUCAAUAAGACAAGGUUGUCCUUUAUCGGCUCUUUUAUACUCGUUGGUGGCAGAACCGCUUGGAUUAGCAAUAAAACAAGAAAAGGGAAUAAAAGGAAUAGCGAUUGAAGAAACCAUAGAGGAGAAUAAAAUCUUUCAAUAUGCAGAUGACACAACAAUUAUAGUUAAAGAAGAAGAAAGUGUGAAAAAAGUAAUGGAAAUAGUGCAGAGGUUUUGUAAGGGGUCAGGAGGAAAAGUGAAUAAAGAGAAAACAGUGUACAUGAGAUUUGGAGAGACGGUGGACUUAACAGGGAAUUUUAAAUUUGCAGAAGUAAAAGAAAUGAAGAUUUUAGGGAUUUUAAUGGGGAAGGACGAAGAAAAAGUGAGAGAAUCCCUGUGGGAAGAAAUAGUGGGAAGCAUUGAAAGAAGAUUGAACUUUUGGAAACUGAGGACACUUAAUCUAAAGGGGAAGGUUUUAAUCCUGAAUGUUUUAAUGUCAUCAAAAUUGUGGUAUUUUUUAUAUGUGACAUCUAUGCCAGUGUGGGUGGAAAAACGGCUGAAAAGAUGUUUUUUAGAUUUUUUAUGGGAAGGGAAACCAGCGAGAAUUGCGUACAAUACUUUAAUAGGGGUGGCGGAAAAGGGAGGUUUGGGAUUAAUGGAUGUGGAGCAAAGGAAAAAUAGUCUAAGAGUUAAAUUGGUCAAAAAGUAUCUGGAUGAAGGAAACAAAGCAGAAUGGAAAACAUCAAUGGAGUAUUUUUUAAACAAAUGUGGGAAUUUUAAUCUGGGGGACAAUAUUUUAUGGAUGAGAACAAAAGAGUGGAUGACGGAGGCUUUGCCAAAGUUUUAUAGAGAGGUUUUAAGUGCUUGGGGAAAAUUUUUAGUUAAUGUACGAUACAAUUUACAUGGAAGAGAAAACAUUUUAAAUCAGCCUUUAUUCCUAAACACUGGCAUUUUAAAUCAAGGGAAGGAAAUCUAUUUUAAAAAAUGGUUGGAAGUUGGAAUAGUUAAAGUGAGAGAUGUUUUAUAUGAGUAUAAAGAAGGUUUUUUACCGACCCAGUACAUUAGAGAUGUGAUGGAGGAAGCUAAAGAAGAAAUCAGUAGACAAGAAAUAAAAAACAAGUACGAAAUUAUAAAAAAUGCAAUACCUAAGCAAUGGACAAAAAAAAUAGAAACUAUGGAAGAGGGGAAAGAUGAAAAGGAUGUGUAUGUAAUACUGGGAGAGAAAUUGUGGAUUUUAAAAGAAUGUACAGUGAAAAUGUUUUAUGGUUUUUUUAGAGAUGCAGUUUUUAAGAAACCAAAGAUAAGUGAGUUUUGGCAGAAAACAUUUGAAGGUUUAAAAGAAGAAAAUAUUUGGAACAACAUGAAAGGGAAGAUUAUUGAGAUAAAAUUGGAAAAUUUGGAGUAUUUUAUCAGACAGAGAGUGAUCUUUACAGAUGCAAUGUUAAAUAGAAUCGGAAUGGAGCAAAGUGCCACAUGCAAAGUAUGCUGGGAGAAAGAUGAAGGUUUUUUACAUUUGUUUUUAUACUGUAAAGCUUUGAAGGAUUUUAAUGAAAAAUGUAAGAGAAUUAUUGGAGACUUGGAGGGGGAGCGAGAAGCAGAAGAUAAAGAAUGGAACAAGAUUAUAAUGUUAGGGUGUGACAAAAAGAAUAAAAACGGAAAGGUGAUCAAUUUGUUUGUAAUGCUGAUGAAAAGUGCGAUUUGGGAAAGAAGAGUAGUGGCAAAACAAGAAAAAGUUGUACUGGAUGUAUGGUUGGUGUUGAAAAGAAGGUUGGAAAAAUAUAUGGAAUGUUUGUACUGUUAUUUUAAACAGGAACAGAGAAUGGAGGAAUUUUAUAAGGUUUUUACUCCUGAGAUUUACUUGGUCUUUAAUGAUUUUAAUGUGGAAAUGCCAGGAAGGGAAUAAUUUAUUUUUAAAAAUGUGCUUGUUUUAACUUGUUUUUAAUGAAAUGUUUUCCUGUAUUGGGGAUGUUUUUUUCUGUUUUGUUUUGUUUUUGUUCUUUGUCUUUUAUUUUAGUCUUAUGACUAAGAAAGUAACAGUUUUAUGUGGCAAAGUAUGUUUUAUAUGAUGAUAUUUUUUCAAUAAAAAAAAAAAAAAAAAGCACGCCCGAUCUCGUCCGAUCUCGGAAGCUAAGCAGGGUUGGGCCUGGUUAGUACUUGGAUGGGAGACCGCCUGGGAAUACCAGGUGCUGUAAGCUUUUGCUUCUCCUGGAUUGCUUGAACUCAUACACUUCCCCCUGCCACAGCUGUGAUUUUUAUUCAUUCAUCCUUGGAAAUAGGUUGGGGGGGAUUCAGGUAUUUUCUUUCAAUUGUGCUUGCUCUGUGGCAAAUGACAGCCAGGUCCUUUUUCUUGCCGCCUCCAGGGGGCAGUCCAGAGGCUGGUUUUAUUUUUUUGCUGCCUCUUGACAGCAACACACAGAGCAGGAAAGUACAAACCAAGUGCUGUGCUGCCGCAAAAUUUGUUGGACAUUUUCCAUAGAAAGUGUGCAGAGGUCUUUCUUUGAGUAGGGAAGAGUUUGCGUUGGCCCAGUGGCUUAUUGCUACGUGUUGAGCGUUGGAUUGUGCAGCCGAGUUUUCCCUCUUUUAGCAAACAACGUGGAAGCUAACGUACAGGUAAGCAGGAAAAGGCACUGUGGCCGGCUCCAAUGAAAUCGUAUGUGCAGGAAGGAGGCACUUCACUUUUUUACAAUUAAUAAAACAACAAAUAAAUGAAUGAAUGAAUGAAUGAAUGACCGGUUGUCAGGACAGGGUCUGUUUUUCCUAUCUUUUUUCUUUUUCUGAAACUACAGACCAAGACACGUGUCAAGGAGUGAGGCCCAGGCAGCGGGCUUUCUUUAAAUAGCCCUCUGUUCACAGCAACUCUCGCUUACGGCCAUACCACCCUGAGGGCGCUAGAGUGCAAACAGGAAGUGAUUUGGCAACAGUUGGGAGAGGAAGGCUCUCCCACACCUUUGUUUGUUUUGUUUGUUUUUUUUCUUUUGGAUUUUUGUAGAUUUUUUCUGUGAACUAUUUUUGUUUUUGUUUUUUUGCUUUUUUCUUGGUUUCAAACCACCUAACAGCAGCUUAACGCUGUCUGGAAGGUGGUGGUUUUUUGUUGUUUUUGUUUUUUUUUUGUUUAUAUAUACAAUGGACGGAUUUUUGGUUAACAAUUCGGAAAUGGCUGGAGAGACACGGAGAAACAACGACAAUGGACUGGAAUACCGACAACGAGCUGGAAACCGAAAGGAUGGAGAAGCGAGGAAAAGUUUUGAGACAAGGAAGUACCUGAAAGAGGCGACUUUGAUUGUGAAUGUGGAUGGAGCGAACGAUGCUAAAGCAGAGGAUAUUAUUAAGGCAGUAACGGAGCGAAUUGGAGGAGGAACAAUUUUGGCGGUGAGACCGAGACAAGGAAAAGAGUAUGAACUGACACUGGAGAUGGAAGAAAUGUGCGACAAAUUGAUAGAUGGACUGACAGUAAAAGGAGCUAACUGUGAGGUAAAAAAACUGCAGAACAGGGACUAUGUUGUUUCUUUCAUGCAUUUGCCCGUUUAUUUGGAAGAUGAAGGGAUUAUAGAAAAAUUGAAGGGAUGGGGGGUUUUCCCCAUAUCAAAAAUUAAAAGGAGACUAUAUCCGGGCACUAACAUUGAGGAUGGCACAAGGUUCGUCAAAGUGAGGU